Acaulospora morrowiae is the source of this 378-nucleotide messenger RNA. NCBI's taxonomy places the organism in Eukaryota, Fungi, Glomeromycota, Glomeromycetes, Diversisporales, Acaulosporaceae. The record is from the annotation of a GenBank genome assembly.
AUGGCUCCUGUCAAGAUUCACGAGCUUCGCGAAAAGGCAAAGAACAAGGUUGAGAUUAUGAAACAGCUCGAUGAACUUAAACAAGAGCUGGCCAGCCUUAAAGUUCAAAAAAUCGCGGGUGGUGCACCUUCAAAAUUAACAAAGCUUCGCGAGGUUCGCAAGUCAAUUGCGCGGGCUAACACUGUCAUAUCACAAACCCAACGUAAUCAACUUCGCCUCUUCUACAAAGGCAAGAAGUAUCUUCCCCUUGAUCUUAGACCAAAGAAGACUCGUGCUAUCCGCCGCAAAUUAACAAAAUUUGAGGCAUCGCGGAAAACUAGGCGCACUCGUCUUAGAGAAAUCCACUUCCCUCAACGCAAGUAUGCUAUCAAGGCAUAA